AUGAUACCAUUACACGUUAUUUGGAUAGCAAUUAAAGUCAUCUUGGGCUUAGGAUACUCAGUAGGAUACUUUCACACUCUUCAGUCAUACCGGCAAAGCACGAUGGCAUGGAAGCGAAUGCUAUUAGUUGGGCUAGCUGUUGGAGUUAUAUUCGCUGCUGUAGCUGAACCUACGCAAAUUCCCAAGACAAUCUCCAGCUUGGUGGAAGAAUGCUUUCAUCAUAACUCGAGAACGUUGUACUUGGUAGGCUUGGAAAAGCUUGCCGCUUAUGAGAGUUAUCUUGCCUUGCCACACCCUAAAGUGAUCGUACAGAGCGGCUACUCCAUCGGCACACCCGAUGAGUCAAGCUUAAUCGUAAUGUACAUGGAUUGCAGCACAUUGAGCAACUUGCUCAUCCAAUUCAAAGCGAUCAUGCGUGACUUUACCAGGAUCGUUCGGAAUGGAAAAUACAUCGUGCUAGUGGAGGACGCGUAUCUUUCUAACGGCAAUUUAGCGGUCGCAAUCGAGCUUGGAUCUGCGUUCUCAACGUACAACGUCGUGUACUGGUGUGUGACUGGGUUGCACCAGGCGGAAGAGCUCCAGUACACGCUGUUUUUUGCGUCGAGCGUUUACUUUAUGAACGGUCCACUGACGUACGCACCGGCGUUUGAGUGGAACCGCGGCCUGUUGCGCAAUGCCACGUUCGAUAUCUACGCCCUAGCAAUGACAUCCUUUCCAUACACCCACUUCCAGGGCAAACAUCGACCGUUUUGUGGGAUUGAUGUGAACAUUUUUGAAACCGUCAUGGAACGAAUUGGCUGUCAACUGAAGGUACGCAUCUUACAACCGACGGAUAGUAUAGACAACGAUAUCGCGGUCAUAACUAGGAGUUUGCAUCGGUCAAAGGCGGACGUAAUGAUGACGCGCCGACACGUGAAUGUGGGUAUUCUGCCCGUCGUGUACAUCCCGGACAUUACGUACUACUGUUUGGUAGCUCCACGCACUACGCAGAUCGACUUGACGCAAUCGUUGCUGCGUCCGUUCUCAGGCACGGUUUGGUGGUUUAUCGUAGUGUGCACGGUUUUGAUAAGCGCAUUCGAUGAACUUUCCAAGCAGCACACUCGGUUGGGACGAUUGGCGCAACAGCUUUUCGCUCGUCAACCGAUCGCAUCCUUCUAUCGCAUAUGUCUCGCGGUCAUUAGCUUCGUCCUUAUUGAGUCGUAUCUCGCUACGGUGACAUCCUUCUUUCUUGCCUACCGGUUCGUGCCGGAUGCGAAAACGUUGGAGGAAUUUUUCGCCACGGGCAUACCGAUAAGGUUGCCGGAGGGGAUGGUCAGAUUUUUGAGGAAUCUUGAACCACGCUUGAAGGAUCGAAUAAUGGCGCGAGGCGUUGGCGCAUCCGUGUGUUCGCCAUACUCUACCCAGUGCGCUCAUCUGGAAAGCUUCGCAAUGGCUUCGUACCAGAUCAGUGAAAACGUCGGCAUUGAUCCGGUUAGCGGUCGAAAGCGGUCAUACAUUGUGCCGGAAAUGGUGACAAGAUACAGCUAUUUAUCCUACGCGUUUGCCCGUGGCUCACCGUUGACCGAUCUGGUGGCGAUGUACCUACGGUGGAUGUAUGAGGCCGGGCUGAUGGGUUUGUUUCGGCACCAGUACGAGCAGUAUCUGCAGCCGACCGUGCACGUACACACGGUGGUGGACAGUUCGCUGGAGUUUGAGCAUCUGAUGUCGCUGUGGAUUUGUGUCAGUAUCGGUUGGGGCGUAUCGUGCGGUGUGUUUGUCAUGGAAAUGGGUCACGGAUGGCUGCAAAGAGUUCUAAAAGGAAGGCGUCAGGUUGCUGGAAAUGCUGGAAAACAGGCUUGGUGUAAAGUGGGAAACAAAACGGGCCCAAUGCCUGGUACGAAGAGUGUGCAAUGAAUUGCCCUAGGACUGGAGCAUAUUAACCCCUAUUUGCUGAGGAGCAAUCGAUGUUGCACUAAUUAAAAGCACGCGUUUUAUUGUCGCUAAUUGCACCCAAGAGUACAAUAAAAGUAUCAUCCUUUUGCACUGCCGAGUGAUGGCAAAACACAAUGGAGCUUUGAACGACAUAUCGGUCAACAAUUUUUUUUUAGUUUACUCAGGGGUCAGUAAGCUUUUCAAGUAAAGGGCUGGAAUGAAAAAAAAUCCCUUAUUACGACUCUGUUUUCGAGGGGUUGGAAUUAGUACGUGUACCCAAGUUUGAAUAUGUGAUGACACAUGUUACCACUCUGCACGUGUCCGGAUAGGAGUUAAAUAGGAGAGCCUAUAUUAUCCCUCAGAAGGGCUUCGGAUCCUAUCCCAUUGCACAGCACAGAAGAAUCAAAGCAGCAUCAUCGAAGAAUUUCCAAUUCUAUUAUGUUUUCCUAAACUAGCUUAAUCUUGGCAUAUCUCUCUCUCUCUCUCUCUCUCUCUCUCUCGCUCGCUCUCUCUCUCUCUCUCUCUCUCUCUCUCUCUCUCUCUCUCUCGGUUGGCCUGCUCACUAUAGAGCACGUCUAUGUGACAUGGCCUGGUCAACAAUAAUUCUCCAAGAUGCUCUGGCCGCAAGAUGGUCUCUGGCCGCAGCCUCCCAUCCAUGUAGACACCCGAUCUCCGACAGGUCUCGCUUUACCUGAUUCAGCCAUCGAGUUCGCUGUGCUCCCCUGCGCCUAAUACCCGUGUUCGGGGAUCGCUGUCGAUCAUCUUCUUGGUGGGGCAUGAGUUCGGUAUCCUCAUGACAUGCCCCAGCCAUCCAGCUUCUCAUAAGUUGUUAUAAAAUAAAAUAAAAAUGUUAUCGUGGGUUUCAAGCAUUAGUU
Messenger RNA from Anopheles gambiae (African malaria mosquito), 2786 nucleotides. RefSeq lists its product as uncharacterized. The record is from RefSeq and is a predicted model, not a curated record. NCBI's taxonomy places the organism in Eukaryota, Metazoa, Arthropoda, Insecta, Diptera, Culicidae. The transcript is spliced from 2 exons. Bases 1 to 1893 code for a protein of 630 amino acids.